This is a messenger RNA of Sphaeroforma arctica JP610, 780 nucleotides long. RefSeq lists its product as hypothetical. The record is from RefSeq and is a predicted model, not a curated record. The transcript is spliced from 3 exons. NCBI's taxonomy places the organism in Eukaryota, Ichthyosporea, Ichthyophonida. The coding region runs from base 1 to 780 and encodes 259 amino acids.
AUGUCUUGGAAAGUAGGGACCACUAACGUGCGACUGGGCCGUAACGCCGGCACCACGAACUAUUCCAGUGACGCGACCGCCAUAGGUAUGGACGCCGGCACGACAAAUCAGGCGUCGGGAAGUGUGGCGAUUGGCAAUUCGGCGGGAAAUGACACGCAAGGUGAAAGUUCCGUGGCCAUUGGAUCUGAUGCGGGGAUGGACACGCAGAGUGAAAAUGCCAGACACAUGGGCAUGAAUGCGACGGCUAUUGGACCGGAAGCUGGCUCCAUAAAUCAAGCGGGACGCGGGGUGGCUGUUGGACGCAGUGCGGGGUAUAGUAACCUGGCGUUCGCUGCGAUUGCCGUGGGUUCGGAAGCGGGUAAUAUGGACCAGGGUUCGGAUUCAGUGGCCAUUGGGCAGAACGCAAGUGUUGGCUCACAAUCAACGCGCGCCGUCGCGAUUGGGAGGGUUGCGGGACAGACGACACAGGGCAACUCUGCGAUUGCCGUGGGUAGCGCUGCGAGGCUAAGCAACCAAGGUGCAGGAAGCAUUGCGCUGGGCCUUAACACCGGGGCUGUAGACCAGGGUGUGCGUUCGAUAGCGGUAGAAUCAGAAACUGCUGGUGGUAGUCAGGGGUCAUAUGCUGUAGCGGUUGGAAACGUUGCAGCAACUGUAUCUCAGGGUGAGAACGCGGUGGCUGUUGGGUCGGGGUUUAGGGAUUUUGUUCCAGCGCGUCAAUCCGGGCGGCCAGUUCGGCUCGUGUCGAUACAAGGUCUGCGCGCAGAUGCUGAAUCUCCUUGA